GGAGUUAGAGCGGCAGGAGCCCGAGGAUUGAAGGCUGUUGCUUCACGGUGCUGAACUGGGCAGGGUUCGGGCGCCUGAGUCUCGACUAGUCUCUCUUGCCACUUCCGGACUACCAGCCCCUUCCACGGUCUAAUGGUCGCUUUGCUGACAGGCGCAACUUCAGGGCUGAAAGUGAAAGGAGGUGGAGCUGACCGCGGUGCUGAACGUUUUCAGGCCGCCAGCACCUCGGGUGCUCUCCAUUGUGCUAAAACCGUACGGCCAGCAGUGGGUGAAACAUCGGAAACCGCGGCGGAGGAGCUGUCCCCGGUGCUGAAGGUGGUUCUGGCUGGGGACUGUCCUUCCAGCCGGCACCAAGGUCUUCACUCAAAACUUGCCGCUUGCCCCAGAAGAUCACCAGACGAUGGAACCAAGGCUAGAGUUCCAGAGUGCCCCUGAUGGGGAUGUCUAUUGCCCAGACAGUGCUUACGGAUCUUCUGUGAUGGACACGGACACGGAAGAGAACCACACGCCGUCCUCCAGCAACGUUAAUAAUUACAACGAGGAGCUGAUGCAUAAGACUAUACUGGUCGGGGACAGUGGAGUGGGGAAGACCUCGUUGCUGGUGCAGUUUGACCAAGGAAAGUUCAUCCCGGGAUCAUUCUCUGCUACAGUGGGAAUCGGCUUCACAAAUAAGGUGGUGGUUGUGGAUGGGGUCAAGGUCAAGUUACAGAUCUGGGACACGGCAGGACAGGAGCGAUUCCGCAGUGUCACCCACGCCUACUACCGCGAUGCACAAGCGCUCCUGCUGCUGUACGACAUCACAAGCAAAUCAUCGUUUGACAACAUCAGGGCCUGGUUAACAGAAGUACAUGAAUAUGCACAACAGGAUGUGGUCAUCAUGUUGCUUGGUAACAAGGCUGACAUAACAGGUGAGAGGGCCAUCAAGAGAGAAGAAGGAGAGAGACUUGCCAGGGAAUAUGGCGUUCCUUUCAUAGAGACCAGUGCCAAAACUGGCAUCAAUGUUGAACUAGCAUUUCUUGCCGUAGCAAAGGAACUGAAGCAGAGAUCUGCCAAUCAACCCAAUGAGCCCAAGUUCCGAAUCCACGAGUACAUCGAAUCUCAGAGGGAAAAGUCAAGAUGCUGUGGGUUUGAAUAAGUGGCUGACCUGGUUGGAGGACUCAGGGUGUGGAGCAGUAAUCAGCUUCACCAACUGACUGUGAAACGUGCACCAUUUGUAAACCACCAGUCACUCUCAGCUUGGUGUUUAACUUAACCGCCCUGCACCCACCCAUGCCCUUACCCAUUAUAUAUUACCUCCUUAUCUGCUCUGUGCCCAUACCGCCCCUUUAGCCACAAAGGCCUGGGCUAACUCAGCAGCUCAGGCAGCAUGCCUGGAGAACAUGGCCAGGGGACAUUUCGGGUUGGGAUCCAUCUUCAGAUCCUGAUCUGAAAAGUCAGUUAUCCACGUUCUCCAGAAAUGCUCCAGCCCUUUGUGUCCUUUUUUGAAAACUAGCAUCUGCAGUUCCUGGUUUCUCCAUGUCCUUAGCCAUUUGGUAUUCCUUCCAUAGCCAUCCUCUGAAUCAUCCCAACCCUUACCCAUCCAAUACCUUCCUCAUACGUAUCACCCUUACGUUUACUGACCUAAAGCUUCCAGUCUACAAACACUUGUUUCCCUGACAUCCCUCCUCCCCACUUCUGUAACUCCUUCAGCUUGAACAGCUUUAACGCCCCCAAGAUACAACUUCCCUCAAAAUCUAUCCUCGGGCUAUUCUCAUUGUAUUUUAGCUGUGCAGACCCAAAACUCUGGAGUUCUCUCCUCACCAGCAGGUGUCCACUCAAUGGCCAAGCACAUUGUGUGUCCGGAAUAUCAUUAGGAAGUGGGAAUAGGCUGGGAAUGUUCAGGUCUGUGCCAACCCGUCAGUCAUUCAUCCCCCUGCUAUGAAUGGACCUCGACCCUUCAACCCAACAACUCACUUUGAAGCAACUAAAUACACAGGGACCUAUGGGCAGCACCUCCUCCUCUCAUGUGACCUGGGCUGGAGCAGCUUUUAGGCACUGAUCGCAAACUUGAUCUUGAGAGGAAUAGAUCGGGUAGAUGCACAGUCUCUGGCCCAAAGCAGGUGAAUCAAGAAUCACAGGACAUAGGUUUACGGUGAGGGGGGAAAGAGUUAAUAAGAACCUGAUGGGUAGCCUUUUCACACAAAGGGUGCAGGGUGUGUGGAACGAGCUGCCGGAGGAGGUAGUUGACGCAGGUGCUAUCACAAUGUUUAAGAAACAUUUGGACAGGUGCAUGGAUAAGACAGGUUUGAGGGAUAUGGGCCAAACGCAGGCAGGUGGGAUUAAUGUAAAUGGGCCAUGUUGGUUGGUGUGGGCAAAUUGGGCUGAAGGGCCUGUUUCCACACUGUAUGACUAUAACGAUGCAUUCAGCGGUAGAUAGAUUAGAUUAGAUAGAGGCUGGGUUACUGGCUCACCAGAAUAACUCCAGAGACAGAGGGUUAAUUAUGAAGACCUAUGAAGCAAGAUUGCUUUCCGCUGAGUGCAAAAGACCGGAAUCUGAGAGUUUGAUGAUUGUGAGAUGGUAGGUUAAAAUCUAGUUGUUCAUGUCAGCAACGACUUCACCACACAGAGGGGACUGGAAUUCCAGGAUGGGAAUCAAGUGGGAAUUUUAAAACAGAGAUCUAUUUUUAUGUUGUGAUGAAAACCAAUUGGUUCUAAUGAAUUUAGGAUGCACAUCAGCUAAUUGAAAGGCAGAAUAGGCCUGAGGGGCUGAAUGGCCUCGUCCUGCUCCCAUCUAACUUAUCAGUACAUCUAGUCUCAUCUACUUCAGGUGUGAACACAGCAUGAGUGCAGGCCCUUCAUCCACGCACCCAGACAGUGGGAGGAGGGGACUGUACUGCCCCUGCCCCUGCCCCGUAUAAGGAGCCCGAACACAGAUGCUGUUCAACCAACAUUAGACCCGACUCCUUUCCAAUUGCAUUGACCACCACAGAUCCUGCUCAGCUGCAAUGUGUAUGAUCUCUGCACAGCCUUCAAUUAAAUGAACAACGCCCAGCUUCAGUGUGGAAACAAGAGCUGCAGAUGCCAAUUUACACAAAGGGACACAAAGUACUGGAUGAACUCAGCGGGUCAGGCAGCAAGUCUGGAGAACAUGGAUAGGUGACGUUUCGGGUCAGAACCCUUCUUCAGACUCAGUGGACGGGUGCUGACUGAAAGGUCACCUAUCCAUGUUCUCCAGAGAUGCCGCCUGACCUGCUGAGUUACCCCAGCAUUUAAUGUCCAGCUUCACCUCCUCACCAGGUAACAGUUUCUUCAGGCUCUUUGCUCCAAACUCUCUAUCAUGCCACCAAUGUAUAUUUCUGCUUUUAAGCAUGAUUUAAACUGAAGUUUCAUCCCAAUGGUCACCAGCGGCUCAAUUCGUUUGACAACAUCUAGAGAAAUUAUAAAAUGCCUUUUUAACCACGAGGUGAAAUUAUUGUAUAUAAAAUGCUCUUUGCUUGGUACUGGGCAAUGAGAUUGUUGUUCUGAUGUUUAAACUGGGAAUGCAUUUGUUUUACAUGUAAGUUUCUUCAGUCAUGUAGCUUAUGGGAAAAAAUGGUGCCUACAACAGGAAGUGAAGUAACAGUAUUUCCUGGAAAGUGUCCUUUGACCUCUUGCUGAAAGUGGCGAUGCCUUUCAUCACAAAAUGCUAAUGUAAUGUUGGCAUCUCCGCCAGAGUGCCCCAGAUGCCUUGCACCUUGCCAUUAAUCAUGCUCUUGUGUUAGAUUUGCACCAUGCCCCCCUUUCCCCAGGGUGCGUGUUGAUAUCCUGUGACAAUGUUGUGUGAGAGGCACACGAGACAAGAUGGUGACAGAAGGAACUGCAGAUGCUGGAGUCUUGUGCAAAAACACACAAAGGUGUUGGAGGAACUCAGCGGGUCAGGCAGCAUCUGUGGAGGGAAUGGGCAGAGGAAGAGAUGGUGUCUUUACUUUCCACAGGGCAGAAGGUGCAACAGCAGACCCAUGUGAGCAGGGGCGACAGGGAGAUGACUUCUCACAGAGUGAGUUGCCCUUGUGUGGAAGGUGCAGGGGGCUCAUUAGUAUGUUUGGAGGUGGGCUGGAUUGUAGUUCUUUUGGAAGAACCGACAUAAGCACUGAUGCAGUGUUUGUGUCUCUAAGGUAAUUCUGGAUAGAAUGCUAGUCUAGUACCGAGCCUAGGAUUCAACAGUGUAAUACUUGCAUGGGACAGGUUUCCUCGUGCAAAGUUUGGAGAUGUUCUGGAGAAAAGGGCAGCAUUGCUGCCUUACAGCGCCAGAGACCCGGGUUCAAUCCUGACUACGGAUGCUGUUUGUGCAGAAUUUGAAUGUUCUCUCUGUGACCAAGUGGGUUUUCUCCAGGUGCUCCAGUUUCCUCCCACACUCCAAAAACAUGCAGGUUUGUAGGUGAUUUGGCUUGGUAAACUUGUAAAUUGUCCCGAG
Molecule: messenger RNA, 4432 nt
Organism: Leucoraja erinaceus (little skate)
Lineage: Eukaryota; Metazoa; Chordata; Chondrichthyes; Rajiformes; Rajidae
Product: ras-related protein Rab-37-like
Exons: 9
Coding region: 401-1135 (244 amino acids)
Cellular component (GO): Golgi apparatus; endosome
Molecular function (GO): GTPase activity; GTP binding
Source: RefSeq, a predicted model, not a curated record